ACUAAAGUAAUACCACCCAUAAUUUUUUGGCAAAUGAAAAUUAUCGAGUACAAAAAUGCCACCAAAAGCAGAUACACAACCAAAAACUAAAUCAGAAGCUAUAGUAGAUAAAAAAAUAGGAAGUCUUAUAUGCGGUUUUAAAAGUCCAGGACCGAAAUAUCACCUUCAAACAUUGGUCGGUUAUAAAGAGCAUUGUCUUUCAAAAUAUCGAAAUCCAGCAUAUACGUUUGGUUAUAGGCAUCCUCGUUUACGAAAAUGUGAAGUACCAGGACCAAAAUACGUAUUUCCAACGCCCAAACCUAAUGGUUUUUCAUUUGGACUAGUUAGAAGGCCUAUCGUUACUUCUUGCGGUCCUGGCCCAAAAUAUUCAUUACCAUCUCCAAAGGGACCAGCUUUUACAAUAAAAUUCAGAACUAAAGGAAGACAACUUUGCAUUGGACCAGGUCCUUAUAAUGUAAAAACUCCUAUACCAGGUCCAGCUUUUUACAUGGGACAUCGUCUACCUGGUUUAAAAUGUGAUCCUACACCAAGCCCCAAACUUUACAGUGAUAUACUGGUCAAACAAAGAGUACCAGCAUACCAUAUAACUUCCAAAAGAGAUAAAAAAAUAAUUUGUGCUUCUCCCGGCCCUAAAUACUAUCCUAAAACUCCUAAACCCAUGCCUAUGUUUUCCUUUAGAAUCAAACAUAGCGAAUGUGCUCCUCCUUAUAUCGUUGAAUGCGAUGAUCAGUGUUAAAAUUUUGGCAAUUGUAAAUUAAAACUGUAUACAUUUAUA
This is a messenger RNA of Frieseomelitta varia, 775 nucleotides long. Its product is annotated as outer dense fiber protein 3-like. The transcript has 4 exons. Bases 56 to 736 code for a protein of 226 amino acids. NCBI's taxonomy places the organism in Eukaryota, Metazoa, Arthropoda, Insecta, Hymenoptera, Apidae. The record is from RefSeq and is a predicted model, not a curated record.